Molecule: messenger RNA, 540 nt
Organism: Thyridium curvatum
Lineage: Eukaryota; Fungi; Ascomycota; Sordariomycetes; Thyridiales; Thyridiaceae
Exons: 1
Coding region: 1-540 (179 amino acids)
Source: RefSeq, a predicted model, not a curated record
AUGGCAUUUGCUGCUGCAGCAGCCGGGCCAGGUAAUGAAGCUACGGUUAGCUGCAAUUCUGAGCCAGCGGGAACGAUUUCAUCAAUCUCAUCACAAAGCCAUGACGCCUCUGGAGCCGAGCAAUCAACCUCUGAGGAACAAAAUAGCCCGAGCCCAGUUUCAACGGCACCGUCUAUCGACGAUAUCAACAGCUCAUUGGAUCCAUUCAUACCCGCAGGCACCAAGAAGUAUAUGCUACUUUGUGUCAACACUGGUCUGAGGCAGAUAAAGCUGGCAAAUGUCGACGUUACGGAUGCCGAUGACGGUCUAGAGAUCUUUCAGCGCUUGCGGAAAGCAUACGUCGAACUCCGUGGCAACAAAGCAAUGAACCGCCUUAUGAAGCCCACCACCAUGCACUACGUGAAGGUACGAGAAGCCGGGGCACCCGUGCAGAUAUUGGAAGAAGAAACGAAUGUUGACGCUUGUACAGUUCCAACUCUUUCAUCUCCACAAGUCAGAGGAGUGCGUCGGGAACUACACUACCGAUUCCAUCCCAUCUAG